AGUAAUCAAUUUGACGAACUUGAGUGUACACAAAUCGAUACUUGAACAAAAAAAAAAUUUUACAAUCAAUUUUAAAAUAACAAUAAUAAAAUUUAAUCAAAAAUAAAUCUUAAAUAUAAUCAUAUAGAAAUAAUAAAAAAAUAACCAGUAUCAUGGCGCCAAAUAUAAAAACACGAAGAAUUUCUAAAGUUGAAAAUAUGAAAGUACCACUUCAUCAGCCAGCAGCUCUUGUUGGAUGUAGACACGUGCAAGUAUUAUUAAUUACUUUGGGUUUUUUUUGCUGUUAUGCAGUCAGGGUGGCACUAUCAAUAUCACUUGUUGCAAUGACAAAACCAUCAUCAUCAUCAAGCAUAGUGGAAUUUCGAUGGAGUGAUAAAAUACAAAAUUUAAUAUUAAGUUCAUUUUUUUGGGGCUAUGUAUUGAGUCAUAUACCUGGUGCUCAACUUGCUCAACGUUUUGGUGCACAAAAAUUUAUGUGUUUGGCUAUUGGUUUAUGUGGCAUUGUAACUGGAUUAAUACCAAUUGCAGCAACAUAUGGUGAUUGGCAAGCUGUUAUUGUUUUGAGAGUAUUAACUGGUGUAUGUCAAGGUGUUGUACCACCUUGUAUGCAUACAUUAUUAUCAAAAUGGAUACCACAAGAAGAGCGAGGAAGAGCUGGUAGUUGUACUUAUUCUGCCGGUUGGUUGGGUAAUACAAUUUCAUUGAUAACAUGUGGUAUGUUGUCUGGUUCAUCACUUGGUUGGCCAUCAAGUUUUUAUAUUUGGGGAGGUAUUACAACACUUUGGGCUAUUUUAUAUUAUAUUAUGGGCAAAGAAUCACCAUCAGAUCAUCCAAAUAUACCACUUGAUGAAAAACAAUAUAUUGAAUUUAGUCUUGGUGUUACAGAAACAGUUGAGACAUUGAAAACACCUUGGUUUGCAAUCUUGACCUCUAUUCCCGUCUGGGCACUUUUGAUUGCACAGUGUUCACAAGCAUGGGGUUUUUGGAUGCUUUUAGCUAAAACACCAGCUUACAUGGAUAAUGCACUUGGAUAUAAAAUUCAAGAGAAUGGUAUUGUGUCAGCAUUACCGUAUUUAGCUGCUUGGAUACUUGGUUUUCCAUUGAGUUAUUAUUGUGAUAAACUUGUUAAAGAUGGUAAAUUUUCACUUUUAACCAUGAGAAAAAUAUCAAAUACAAUUGGUGAAUGGAUACCAGCAAUGGCAUUAAUUGGCCUUGGUUAUAUUAAUGCAGAUAAUCGUACACUAGCUGUAUGUGUACUUAUAAUUGCUGUUAGUUUUAAUGUUGCUGUAUUUAGUGGUCAUCAAAUGAAUCACAUGGAUCUCUCGCCAAAUUUUGCUGGAACACUCAUGGGUAUUACUAAUGCAUGUGCAGCAAUAUGUGGUAUACUAGCACCACCAAUAUAUGGAAUUAUUGUUUCAGAUCCAACUGAUGUUACGCAAUGGAGAAAAGUUUAUUUUCUAUCAGCUGGUAUUUAUAUUAUUGGUAAUUUAGUAUUUAUUAUAUUUGGCAAAGCAGAUGUUCAAUCAUGGAAUGAUACAACAACAAAAACAACAAAAAAAAAUAUUAAUAAUACCAAAAAAAAUUCAAUUGAUUAUGAAAUAUCAACAAUCAGUAAAAAUUAUAAUAAUAUACCAGAAAAAAUCAUUGAAAAAGAUGAUACUAAUAUUUAAUUAAUUUAUUGUACUAAAUAUAUUUAUUUAUUAUUUUAUAUUGGCAUGGAUUGUCAAUACUGAUUAAUAACAAAAUGUAAAAAAUAAAUUAUUUUAUAUUGUAUUUGUAAAUAAUCAUAAUAUUAUAUAAAAA
Messenger RNA from Aphidius gifuensis, 1803 nucleotides. Its product is annotated as putative inorganic phosphate cotransporter. The record is from RefSeq and is a predicted model, not a curated record. Gene Ontology annotation, biological process: monoatomic anion transport; transmembrane transport. The transcript is spliced from 7 exons. Gene Ontology annotation, molecular function: transmembrane transporter activity. Bases 153 to 1670 code for a protein of 505 amino acids. Lineage: Eukaryota; Metazoa; Arthropoda; Insecta; Hymenoptera; Braconidae. Gene Ontology annotation, cellular component: plasma membrane.